Lolium perenne is the source of this 639-nucleotide messenger RNA. The record is from RefSeq and is a predicted model, not a curated record. NCBI's taxonomy places the organism in Eukaryota, Viridiplantae, Streptophyta, Magnoliopsida, Poales, Poaceae.
AUGUUUCUGUUACAGGAACAUCAAGCGCUACAUUAUGAGCUGCAUAAAAACAUUGCUUUGCAGCGCCGCGUAACCUUGAGCCAGGCGGAGAAGAUCCAGGCUGCUAAAGAAGAGAAUGCAGAACUGAAGAAACAACUGGCGGAAGCCCAAGGUGCAUCUUCUUCCCUCGCCACAGCCUCGUCCGAACUCGAGAACCUGCGCUCCUCUUUUCAAGAUCUAGAGACGAAGCUCGCGGAGGCGGAACAGAAGCGAGAAUGGGCGCAAAAGCAGCUGGCGGAGAAGAACUCCAAACUUAUCAAGAAAGAGGGCGAAUUUGCCAUGAAACAAAAGGUUGACAGCGACACUCUUCAGAAGCAGCAGAAAGAAAUUAACGGGCUCUGGAAGUACAUGGAUACUGUGGAGAAGCACUGUGACUUACUCAACGCGGAUGUCAUGGAGCCUCUCGAAUACGACGAAGAGCGUCGGAGCCAGUUUCCCCGUGAUGACCUUCUUCAGCUUGCCGGAGAUGACUGCAAAGACCUUAUCUCAACCUGUCGGAAGAUUUGCCAUAAUUUGGCGAUUAAGAAGAGCCGUACUUGCGAUGUCCGCAAGCUUAUGCAAAGGAUGGACCUUCUUCCGGAGCUGGUUGUAUAUCUUUAA